Bactrocera oleae (olive fruit fly) is the source of this 2097-nucleotide messenger RNA. RefSeq names its product Dihydrouridine synthase 3 (gene Dus3). The record is from RefSeq and is a predicted model, not a curated record. Gene Ontology annotation, molecular function: flavin adenine dinucleotide binding; RNA binding; tRNA dihydrouridine synthase activity. NCBI's taxonomy places the organism in Eukaryota, Metazoa, Arthropoda, Insecta, Diptera, Tephritidae. Gene Ontology annotation, biological process: tRNA processing.
CUCUUUUUCACAACUAUCUUUAUCAGCACGUGCUUCCAGCUUAUUCUAUGCAUUUUCAUUGCAAUUUUUAGAGCAGCACAAAACAUAAAAAUAAACAAAUGGAGUCCGGAAUAUGCUAUAUAAAAGAGGAAUACCUUGUACCCGAAAUAAAACACAAUGCUGAACAGAAAGAUCGUGUUGAGCUAGGUAACAAGAGAAAAUCUAAUGAGGAAAAUACAUCAGGGGAUAAAAAGCAACAAAAAUAUCAAAAGACCAAUAAAAAAGAGAGAAAACGUGGUCAAAAUAAAAACCGCCCGGUAUUUAAACAAGACAGUUCACUAUUCUUAUGCCAUUCGUUAAUGAAUGGUCCGAAUUUGGAAAAAUGUACACACCAGAACUGCCGCUAUGUGCAUGAUUUAGCGGCAUACUUUGCGUCCAAACCCGAAGAUCUGGGUGAGAAAUGUCCAGUAUAUGACGCUAUAGGAUUUUGUACGCGUGGUGUUACUUGCCGUUUUGCCAAAGCGCAUUUGGAUGCGGAAGGACGAAAUAUCAAGUCACCAGAUUAUAACGAAAAUAAAGCACGCACAAGUAUGAAUGGAAUAACAAACGAACUACAGGUGAGGCUUCGAAAACGUGAGUAUGAUUUUACACGCAGCAAACAACUAGUCAACCAAUCAGACAAAUUGCGUGACGAAAACAAAAAGAAAGUUGUGGCGAGUGGGAGUGUUAAGCCUCUUCGAGACAUGACUGUUGUUGAAGAUAAGGCCACUACUGCAGAAAUUGUGGAAGCAGUGAAACCACCAGACACUGAGAAAGCAAUUGGAGCAGUUGUAGAUAACUUAGAAACUGGUGGACGUGAUACAGCUAAAAAACCACCUGUUGAUUUUGCCGAAAAACUGAUACUUUCUCCACUAACUACUGUGGGCAAUUUACCCUUUCGACGUAUUUGCAAGGAAUUCGGUGCAGACAUAACAUGCGGAGAAAUGGCUUGCGCUGUACCGCUCGUUAAAGGACUCACACAAGAAUGGGCGCUUACGAAGCGACACGAGAGCGAACAUGUGUUUGGUGUACAGUUAUGUGGUAAUAAUCCAAAUAUAAUUGCGCAAGCUGCACAGCUGCUGCAAGAGACUACAAGUAUCGACUAUAUUGAUCUAAAUAUCGGUUGUCCCAUUGAAUUAAUAUAUCAACAUGGCGGUGGUAGCGCACUUAUGCGACGUACAAAUGUAUUAGAAACAAUUGUGCGUUCCUGUUCUUCAAUGUCGCUAAAAAUACCAUUUACUGUGAAAAUGCGUACCGGUGUCUACGCCGACAAGAGUGUUGCACAUGAGCUGAUGCCACUGGUGGAGGAGUGGGGUGCAGCUGCCGUGACGUUGCAUGGACGUUCACGUGAGCAGCGUUACAUGAAGAGCGCUAACUGGCAGUAUAUUGAGGAGUGUGCAGCUAAAGUAAAAUAUAUACCAGUGAUAGGCAAUGGUGAUAUACUGAAUUUUGAAGACUACAAUGAGAAGAGGAAACAAGCGCCACACGUUUCUUCUGUGAUGAUUGGACGCGGUGCCUUAAUAAAACCUUGGAUUUUCAAAGAGAUCAAGGAACAAAAGCCUUUUAACCCUACUUCCACGGAACGUUUUGAUAUCCUACGUAAGUACGUUAACUAUGGUUUGGAACAUUGGGGCUCUGAUAUGAAAGGUGUGGAAAAUACACGUCGCUUCUUGCUUGAAUGGCAAUCGUUCAUGUAUCGUUAUAUACCCUAUGAACUAUUGGCGAAUCCACCACAGCAAAUCAAUCAACGUCCACAAAAGUUUCGUGGACGUGAUGAAAUGGAAACGUUGAUGAGUUCACCCAAUUCCACGGAUUGGGUGCGCUUGAGUGAAAUGUUACUGGGACCGGUGCCGGUUGGAUUUGAAUUUGUGCCAAAGCAUAAAGCUAAUGCUUACUAGUAAUAAGUUAAGUUAGGAAAGCAAGUUGUUACGCGAAUCAUAAGAUUGCUUUAGUGUUAUACAGAUAUGUAUGUGUGUGUAUAUAUUAUAUAUAUUAAGUUUGACAUUUAUACUUGUAUAUGAACUUAUAAUUAUGUUUAAAUAUCAUGAAAUAAGCUUUUCAAAUGCUCUUUAGCACUUA